Rasamsonia emersonii CBS 393.64 is the source of this 1152-nucleotide messenger RNA. Its product is annotated as Cell wall glucanase. Gene Ontology annotation, molecular function: glycosyltransferase activity; hydrolase activity, hydrolyzing O-glycosyl compounds. Gene Ontology annotation, cellular component: fungal-type cell wall. NCBI's taxonomy places the organism in Eukaryota, Fungi, Ascomycota, Eurotiomycetes, Eurotiales, Trichocomaceae. The record is from RefSeq and is a predicted model, not a curated record. Gene Ontology annotation, biological process: carbohydrate metabolic process; fungal-type cell wall organization. The transcript has 3 exons. The annotation marks the transcript as partial.
AUGGUCCGCUUCAUCGCUGCGGCCCUCCUGGCCGCUCUGUCCGCGUAUGUCGUGGCGGACGACACCGUCACCUGCAGUCCGACGCAGAAGUGCCCGGCUGACAAGCCAUGCUGCUCCCAGUACGGAGAAUGUGGAGUGGGCGCCUACUGCCUGGGCGGCUGCGAUCCGCUCUCGUCUCACUCGAUCGACUCGUGCGCGCCCGCCCCCGUCUGCGAGAGCAAGACUUACACGUGGGAGAACCUCGACUCCGUCCAGCCCAACACCAAGUAUCUCGGUGAUGCCAGCAAGGCCGACUGGGUGUCCAGCGGCUCGCCGCUCAUCAGCAACGGCAACCUGCUGCUGACCAUGGCCCCCCACACCGUUGGCACGCUGUUGGCCAACAACCACUAUGUCUGGUACGGCAAGGUCUCGGCCAAGCUCAAGACCAGCCGCGGUGCCGGUGUCGUCACUGCCUUCAUCCUGCUGUCCGACGUCAAGGACGAGAUCGACUGGGAGUUUGUGGGUACUGAGUUGACGACCGGUCAGACCAACUACUACUGGCAGGGUGUUCUGGACUAUGACAACGAGGUCAACGCGUCGACCACCGACACCUUCGAGAACUGGCACACGUACGAGAUCGACUGGCAGCCCGACCAGAUCACCUGGUCGAUCGACGGGCAAUCCGUGCGCACGCUGCAGCGGGAGAAGACCUGGAACGCCACGGCGAACCGGUACCAGUACCCCCAGACGCCGGCGCGUGUGCAGCUGUCCCUGUGGCCGGCCGGUCUGCCGACCAACGCCCCCGGUACGAUCGCCUGGGCCGGUGGUGAGAUCGACUGGAACAGCGAGGACAUCAAGCAGCACGGCUACGACUAUGCCACCUUCGGCGAGAUCACGAUUCAGUGCUACGACCCUCCGGCGGGGGCCAACAUCCAGGGCAACUCGUCCUACGUCUACACGAAUGCGUUGGGCCUCAACAGCUCAGUGGAGAUCACCAACAAGAGCACGGUUCUGGCCUCGUUCGAGGCGACUGGCACGAACAUGACGGCCGGUGCGUCGUUGGCGACGGCCUCGGGGGCCACGCCGUCCGUGUCGGACAGCGUGCCGGGGUCGAGCAGCGGCGGUACCGGCGCCCAGGGCUCGUCCAGCGGCUCGUCCAGCGGCUCGUCUAGC